CUGAAAACCAAUAUUCAAUAUGCACUUCAUUGCUUUGAUCGUGGCUGUCUGUGUGGCCCUUGCCGGCGCUUCCUGCCCGUACUCCUCGGGUGGCAUCACAGCUCCUCCCUGCCCCAAGAACUAUCUGUUCAGCUGCCAACCCAAUCUGGUGCCCGCUCCCUGUGCCCAGGAGGCUGCUUCCUAUGGAUCCGCUGGAGCCUACACGGAACACAUUCCCUUCUAUGUGGGAUACCCCAACCACCAGCAAGUGGAGCAAUACCAGGAGAGGAUUGCCCGAGCGGCUCUUAUCGAUGGCCUCCGUGGCUUGACUCAGGGAAUCCAAGAUCAGCAGUACUAAGUACUAGGAUGCACUAGACCUUCAUGAACCUAAAUUUGUACGGACACUUCCACCGAAAAUAAAGUGAAUAUU
Messenger RNA from Drosophila bipectinata, 409 nucleotides. RefSeq names its product Vitelline membrane 32E (gene Vm32E). Lineage: Eukaryota; Metazoa; Arthropoda; Insecta; Diptera; Drosophilidae. The record is from RefSeq and is a predicted model, not a curated record.